Messenger RNA from Nymphaea colorata (pocket water lily), 1981 nucleotides. Its product is annotated as protein NRT1/ PTR FAMILY 2.6-like. The record is from RefSeq and is a predicted model, not a curated record. The transcript is spliced from 5 exons. Gene Ontology annotation, cellular component: plasma membrane. Lineage: Eukaryota; Viridiplantae; Streptophyta; Magnoliopsida; Nymphaeales; Nymphaeaceae. Gene Ontology annotation, molecular function: transmembrane transporter activity. The coding region runs from base 121 to 1887 and encodes 588 amino acids. Gene Ontology annotation, biological process: transmembrane transport.
AUCUAUUCGAAUUCAAUGGCAGUAUUUUUAGUUCAACUUAAAAUGACCCACCAAGAACCUGACAAUUUUGGGCCGGAGAAAGGAAGAACACAGCUUUUGCAAUGAAGGGAAUUCUGAUUUAUGAGCAGGAAGAGAAAAACCUGUAAUUCUUCAACCACGAGAGCCAGGAGAAGGAGCAGAAGGAGAAGAAGAGGAGAAACAAGCAUGGCUUCUCCAGCCCCCGAUGGCAACACAUCAGCUCUUCCCAUGGAAACACUGGAAGGGCAAACGGAUCAACCAUCUACUUUUAGGAGAGAUGGUGGAUGGAUUCCGGCACUUAUGAUUAUCGGCUGUUCAUUUAGCUCAACUAUUGCCAUUUAUGGAGUAACCACAGACCUCUUGCAGUUCCUCGAUCAUAAGUUCAACAUCAACAGUAUCAGGGCGUCCCAAAUUACCAACAUAAUCAACUCGCUCAUGAACUUGACGCCGGUUGCCGGCGCCGUCCUGUGCGAUUCCUACCUGGGGUGCUUCUCAACCAUCGCCAUAUCCACCCUUAUCUCUUCCCUGGGGACUCUGUUGUUAACGUUCACUACAGUGGUGCCAUCACUAGGGCCACCUUCAUGUGAUCAUUCAUUGGGCCCAUGUCAGCCCCCCUCGCCGCUUCAGUUUUCCUUUCUGUGCUUAGCCUUUGGAGUAACAAUCGUUGGUGCCGCUGGUACAAGCUUCACCUUUGUGGCAAUGGGCGCGAACCAGUUUAAUAAGAAAAAGGAUCAGGAAGUUUUCGUCAACUGGUUCUUCUUCUCAAGCACAAUUGGAAUGGUCGUCGCAUUCACAGCAGUUGUUUACAUCAUGGACAAUGUGGGAUGGAACUGGGGCUAUGGAGCUUGUACAGUGCUCAAUGCAAUUAGUUUCAUCCUGUUUGUUAUAUGCAAAAGCAGCUACCGGAACGUGAGGCCAAAAGGCAGUCCUUUUGUUAGCUUAGCACAUGUUGUAGUCAGUGCAGUUCGGAAGAAUAUAGCUAGAUUAUCAGUGAAUGAAGGGAAUUACUAUUAUGGGAAUGAUUCAAAGGCCAAGCAUCCAGAACCGACUUCUAGCUUGAGAUUCAUCAACAAAGCAGCUGUCAUAACAGAGGGUGACAUCCAUUCAGAUGGCUCAAUAGCAAAGUCCUGGAGACUCUGCACCAUCCGAGAAGUUGAGGACCUCAAGACUUUGCUCAAAUUGUUUCCUCUGUGGUCCACUGGGAUCUUCCUCAAUGUUGCCACUGGCAUUCAGGCUAAUCUCACAAUUUUGCAGGCCCUUACAAUGGACCGCUCUUUAAGUCGUCACUUUAAGAUCCCUGCUGCUUCUUUCCAGGUUUUUGUUUUUGUCAGCAUGGUGAUCUUCCUACCAAUAAUCGACAGAUUCUUUUACACAUUUUGCCGAAUCAUUACCCGUCGGUCCCCUACAAUCCUUAAUCUUAUUGGUGUAGGACAUGUUGUAAACAUUGUUGGCUUGGCUGCCAUGGCAUAUGUUGAAAGAAGGAGGCUGCAAGCAGUGCAUAUACAUGGGCUUGGAGAUGGGCCUGAGGUAAUGGCACCAAUGACAGCCCUUUGGCUAAUGCCACCACUUGCUCUCAUUGGAGCUGCCUCAGCUUUCUACUAUCCAGGGCAAGUGAGUUUGUACUACCAAGAAUUCCCAGCAUCACUUAAGAACACAGGCACCUCCAUGAUGUCAUUGACAAUGGGAAUUGGGUUUUACUUGAGUGCAACUGUUGUAGAUCUGGUUGGAAAAGCAACAGAAUGGCUUAACGAUGAUAUAAACCAGGGGCAUCUUGACAAUGUCUACUGGAUGCUCGCUGUGCUGGGAGGUGUCAAUUUCCUUUACUAUAUUAGUUGUGCUAAGUGCUACAAAUUACAAAGUGUUGGCUAAGGGCUUUAAAAAAUCAGUCAACUGCUGAAGCGCUGAUACAGAAUGUAGUGACAUCCAAUAAAUUAGAAUACAAUUGGCUUUGUUAGAACUGUAA